Molecule: messenger RNA, 2707 nt
Organism: Fundulus heteroclitus (mummichog)
Lineage: Eukaryota; Metazoa; Chordata; Actinopteri; Cyprinodontiformes; Fundulidae
Exons: 15
Coding region: 361-2448 (695 amino acids)
Molecular function (GO): ubiquitin-protein transferase activity
Source: RefSeq, a predicted model, not a curated record
UUUUUCUGCCACAUACGUUGACGUGUGAACCUGCGCCCAACGACGCGUCUACGUAUAUGAUGUCUAUGCUCGCAACAGCUGCGCUCUCACUACAGGGGAACUACGGCAACCGUGGAAGCUUAAACAAGUCAAUCUACUCUUUUUGAGCUAGUGUGUGCAGUGUGCACUCAUUAGAUAAACUGAUAUCAGUUUAUGGAAAUGGUCGGAAGUUGUAUUUCUCUAUUUUAUUGUAGUGCAAAUUGAUAAUGUACUCUACUGUUCUAUGAUGUCCUGACAGGUUCUAAGUUUUUGUCUGAUGUUGCUGUUUUCCUCCCUCCCAUUUAGAAAUACUGUUAAACAUCAUCUCUUGUGCUUGUCUUCAUGGCCAGGCGAUUAUCACAUUCUCAGUAUGACCAGCAGGCAGCCACUGCUGCUGCGCAGACUUUUCUGUCGGUGCUCAAUCGCACAAUAGAAAAUCCCAGGCAGGAGAGUCAGGGCGUGUCUCCUCCUCUAACUGUCCAAAAUGAGAUGUCCAGAUCAUUCCCUGGAUUUUUCAAAAGAAAAGCUGUGGAAAAACAUGGAAACAAGAAACAAAAAGCAUGGAAAGGAUUUGACAUGGCCUUUUUCUUACUGAGUGAUAAAGCAGAAACAACACCGACCACACAAGAUGAACUGGAGCUACUACAGGCAGGGCUGGGAAAGAGGACUCUCACGAUCAGUAAAGACUUUAGCCAUGAAGAGUUGUCCACUUUACUGGAGAGCACCUACCCGAAAAUGACAAGUCUUGAAGGAGGAUGGCUUCUAUAUAAAGCAGCUGGUGGGCAUGGAAGGAGGAGAAUGACCGCUGUCGCCUUAGAGUCAGAGGGAUACACUGGCUCUGUUCUCAGAAGUGCUUCCUCAGGAGGGAAAUUUAUGUUAUAUAUUGCUCCUCUCCAAGAGAAGAUUGAAAUGACACCACUGCCAAUGGAUGCACCAGAGUUUAGUCUCAUGCCAAAGGCGACAUGCACACAGUGCAAAAUGGUCAUGCCUUUGCAAAUGCUAGCCCUGCAUGUGCAAGGUGAUUGUGAAGGGACGUCUCGGACGACUCUUUGUGAUUCAGAGCAAGAAGACGAGGAGCUUGAUUCCAUUCCUGUGACUUCAGAUAUAGUGCCAUCUUCAAACAAGCAAAAUAAGAUAAUAUGCCCGAUAUGUAACAAAUACUACCCAAUCCAUAACAUUGAGUUCCACGCUAGUAUCUGUGGAGAAAGUUAUAGUCCUGUAAGGAUCCCAGAUGAUGGACCUGAAAGUCCCCAUGAUCUGCAAGAGCCAACACAACAUCCAAUAGAUGACAUCUCAUGUGAAGAAGAUGUUCUGCGUUGGGUUGAUUCAAAAGUUGAGAGGAGUAAGACCUUCGACAUUUGUGUCUCGAGGGACAACAUGCUAGAAAGAGGUCUAAAGCUUUGGCAGCGGCAGAAGACUGGAGGCCCAGCAAACGAAUUAAAAAUUACCUUUAUCGGGGAAGCUGGAAUCGACACCGGGGCAUUAAGAAAGGAGUUCCUGUCUGAGAUGGUUGCUGGGAUAGAGGUGCGACUCUUUGAAGGAGGGGAGAAGGGGAAGAUCCCAAAAUACUCAAUCACUGACCUGGACAAAAACUAUUUCAAAGUUGCUGGGGAAAUAUUUGCAGUGAGUCUAGGCCAAGGUGGGCCGCCUCCACGCUUUCUUCAAGAGUGGUGUUACCAGUUUUUGGUGACUGGGACACUGAAGGACAUCACGAAAGAAAACGUGUAUGAUGCAGAGUUGUCCACAUUAAUCGAAAAGAUUGAAAAUGCAACUGAUGUGACGCAGUACACAGAGGAAAUCCUCAACUGUGGAUACACAGGCCCCAUCACAUUGGAGCAUCAAGACAGUAUUGUAAGAGCUGUUUUGCUACAUGCCACCACGAAGCGUAUACCAAUGCUUCAACAACUGCGAGAAGGCCUUGAACUCUACCAACUGCUGUCAGUUAUGCAAAAGAAACCCAAGGAAUGUCGUAAUCUUUUCGUGAUUGGGGAUGAUGACAAGGUUGAUUCACAUUACAUCAUCUCCAGCCUGGCUCCAGUGAUGAGUGAUACUGGAUCGCUAAAACACAAGACAGAGGCACAGAUACUGGACUUCUUUCAAGAUUUCCUUCUCGACCUGGAGGAUGGUGACGCCAGUCAGACUGAGGAAGAAGACAAUGGAUCACCUCUCUCUGUUCCUCGAGUGAUGCAGUGGCUGACGGGGCAGGCUCACCGACACCUCCUGGUUUCAGAAAGGGAGACUUUUAAAAUCAAAGUUCUUUUUGAUCACACUUGUCUUGAACGCAUGCCAAAGCACACAGUGUGCUACCCUGUUGUGAGUGCAUGCAGCACCACAAUAACAUUUCCCACAGUCCAUCUGAAAGACAGCGAAGCGUUUAACUCCAACCUUGAAUUUGCAAUUCGACAUGGUUCCAGGUUUGAUAGGGUUUAACUUUUGUUUUACUAAAGCUGAUGUGUUUAGUCAGUUAAUUUUAGUUUGACCCUGAUCUUCUUAAACUAUUAGUAAUCAACACUGCAAAAUGUGUCAUGUUGUCUGCUGGGUGUUCUGUUAUUUUCUUGCAACCAUGUAUUUUUUUUUCAUAAUAUUUGCUAACAUGGUCUUGCAUAUAGAAAGGUUCUGAGAUAUACUGUUCAAUUAAUGGUAUACCACCAUUGACAACCCUCCUUCUCUGUGAAACAAACAGAACAAU